Messenger RNA from Spodoptera exigua (beet armyworm), 4259 nucleotides. The record is from the annotation of a GenBank genome assembly. NCBI's taxonomy places the organism in Eukaryota, Metazoa, Arthropoda, Insecta, Lepidoptera, Noctuidae.
AUGAUUGAAGGGGAUUUGAAGGAUUGGGGGCCGAGCGCCAUAGAGUCGCGCUCGCCAAGCGCCUUCACACCCAACUCCUCCAGCAUGCUACUGCUGCAGACACACAGCAACUACGGUUCGUCCUUCACUGAUCUAUUAUCGCCGCAAUAUCAAGAAGAUUCGACUGAAAUCUUAGAAGAAAAUCUAGAUCCAUUCCCGGACGUAGAAUUUCACGCUCCGGUCCCGCCUGAAGUAAAAUCUCAUCGCACUACGCCCAUUAGUGAGGCUUCAUCGCCAACAUUAGGCCCUGCGUUGCCUAGUUUUGAAGAAACUUACUCAGUUCGUUAUCCUAAACAAGAAAUGGCGGAAUUUGGCAUUAAAAUGGACGAAGACUGCUACAACGUGAGCGCAUAUCAAGGACACACGUCCACUCAACUACUUUAUCAAUAUCAUCAACCUUCCAUUCCCUAUGUACCGUCUACGUACUACGCACCGGCGCAACCGUGCAGCCCCACAUUCGAUACAGGCGGAGUGACACCCAAUCAAGACUCGUAUUCUUUACCUCCUUUCCCAAGUUCGGUAGACCUUCACAUAGCUACGGAUCAGAGCGCAAGGCAACGACGAGCUUCAUUACCGGUACAGCGGUCAGAAUCGACCAGUUCUAACGACAGCCCUAAGAUACCUGGUGGCAGAGUACAUUGUAUGCAAGCGUCUGCACCUAGCUCUGCAUCCAGUUCACCUGGCGUCGCACCAGAAGGUGCUGGUCCCAGGGUGGCGCCAUCAUCACCAAGUCAGUUAUGCGCUGUAUGUGGGGACACUGCAGCUUGCCAACACUAUGGUGUAAGGACUUGUGAAGGAUGCAAAGGAUUUUUCAAGAGAACCGUACAAAAAGGUUCAAAAUAUGUAUGUUUAGCUGAGAAAUCUUGCCCAGUAGACAAAAGAAGACGAAAUAGAUGUCAGUUUUGUCGGUUCCAGAAAUGUCUCAACGUUGGAAUGGUCAAGGAAGUCGUAAGAACUGACUCUUUGAAAGGUAGACGUGGCAGAUUGCCAUCUAAACCAAAAUGCCCUCAAGAGUCACCGCCUAGCCCGCCUAUUUCGCUUAUCACAGCGCUAGUGAGAGCUCAUGUGGACACUUCUCCAGACUUUGCCAAUCUUGAUUAUUCACAAUACCGGGAACCGAACCCCAUGGAGCCACCGAUGUCGGACUUAGAAGUAAUUCAACAGUUCUACACUCUCUUGACAACUUCAAUUGACAUGAUUAAAGUAUUUGCGGACAAGGUACCAGGCUACGGUGACUUGUGUCCUGAAGACCGUGAACAGCUGUUUGCAUCAGCUCGUCUCGAGCUGUUUGUACUGCGACUGGCAUACCGCACACGUCCGGAAGACACCAAGUUGACAUUCUGCAAUGGCGUAGUACUGGAUAAACGACAGUGUCAACGCUCGUUCGGAGACUGGCUGCAUGCCGUUCUGGACUUUAGCAACACACUACAUUCGAUGGACAUCGACAUAUCUACAUUUGCGUGUCUUUGCGCAUUAACUUUGAUAACAGAUCGACAUGGUCUGAAAGAGCCUCAUCGUGUGGAGCAAUUGCAAAUGAAGAUAAUCGGAUGCCUCCGCGCCCACAUGCCGGGCGGCGGAGGAGCAGCCGGUGGCGGCGCUCCCCACUUCAGCCGCGUGCUGGGCGCUCUGCCCGAGCUACGCUCGCUAUCAGUGCAGGGCCUGCAACGCAUCUUCUACCUGAAGCUUGAGGACCUCGUGCCAGCGCCGCCCCUCAUCGAAAACAUGUUUCGCUCCAGCCUGCCCUUCUAAAUGCCCCGCGCCCCACCCGUGAGGACCACUCCCGCCUUCGAAACUUUGUUCUCCUUCUGUUCUAGAGCCGAAUCCGUUAUUUUUUUAAGUGUUUAGAUGAUAAAAUAUUUUUCUAGAGACUAGAUAAACGUUAGUUAGGACGCGAUCUCCCACGGAAUCGGUUCGUGCUACUCGUAUGAAUUUAAUGUUAAGUAUUUACUUAAUGGAGACAAUCUUACCAUGUAAGUUCUAAGUUAAGGUUAAUUUAUUGAAAAACUUAAGGAAUUUGUCUUUUGGGUGUGAUUUUUUUUUAUCUUAAAUGUUGUGUAUUUCGUAGUCUGCAUUUGAGUUACCGCUCGUGAUCGAUGGCAUCUUGUCGUACAAAUAUUCCUAUGUUAUUUACUUACGUAUUACUUAGAUAGGGAAAAUCUAGUCACAAGACUUAGAAAUGUUAUAAAAAAUUCGCUCGUCAAUAUCGGGCUUUUUAUUAUAAUUAAUAUAAGUAAAAGUUACUUUAAGAAAGAUAAGGCAUUUAAUGUCCUUUUUGUAAGAAUGUGAGAAGGGCGAGCCGAACCCGCAGGACGCGCCCGCCCUGAUGACGGUGUACCGAUGCCGAUGAGCGUCACAACGACAUGUUUGUUGGAAGUUACCUUUUAGUUUUAAAUUAUUUUGUAAUAUUUUAGACGCUAGGACACUAAUAUAAUGUGUUAAAGUAAUUAAACCUAAGGCCGGAGAAAAAGUUCAGCAUAUUUGACGUCCCCAAUGUACUUAAAUCCUUAAAAUACAACGUGUCUUAAAGAGUACCUUUAUAGGUAGAUAGCGUAGAAUUUUCUUAUGUGAACCUUUUAUAUGCUUACUACAAUACAUAUUAUAUAUGUAUUUAGUAAAUAUUUAAACAUAUCACGAUGUUAUUUUUGUAAAAUUGUGAUUGCACUUGUAUUUAUUGGAAUCCUUUGCAUCUCAUUUAAGCUAGGCCAUUAUAGUCAAAUGUACACUAAAAUAAAUUGCUAAAAUUAAAAUCACUGUGUAUUUUUGCUCGUAAGUAUAAAGCUAUUGGGAAUACUGCUGAUAUGAUCAGGUCAGAUGUUUGUAUUUUUGUCUACUGCAUAUAUGAAUGGACUGUGUAAUUUUUCACUGGACCAAAUAGGAUAACUAAAGUCCUGGUGCAGUGUAUCUGAAAGAAGCUGCGCUAAGAACCUUUAAAUCAUAAUCUGUCAAUGGUGGGUACUCUUUUUAUGUAUCUGCCGGCGUGGAAACAAUAACAGUGUAACUAAGAGUUGCCUUGUAUCUCCUAAAAGACUAGAUACCUGCAGCAGCACUGUAGGUAUAACAUAUUUACGGAAAGUAUGCACGUAUCUAUUGUACCACUGGGUGCUCUGUCCAACCUUUAAACUAUGUGUAACUAAUUAGGUACAUAGAUAGGUGAAGGAAUUUAAGAUUCAUAUCUGAAAUAAGUAUUAAGUAGGUGGGGAGUAAAUGUUCCUUAGGUAAGUCACAUUUAUUCCUUGUAAAAUACGAGAGUGACUGUUGUUAUUGAUGUUGGUGUCCUUUGAAAUGGAGUUAGUGAUAAACGUUGUCUAUUACUUAUGUAGAGUUAAUCAAACCCAAGACCCAUUGAAGUUAAUAAUUUUAUACAAAAUUGAUAAUAACCUUAAUUAAUAUUUAUAAAUGCUGGACUUUUUGCUCGAACGCCAGAACUCCCUUCUAAUUUUAUUAAUUUUAUAGAUUUAUAAUUGUAGUCAAGGAAAUUAUUUGUCGUUAAUUUUUAAAUGGUGACGAAUUUCUUAAUGAUUGAACCUACAUAUUGUACCUUUCUUAUACUUCGGUUGUGCUUGAACUGUUGUUACCCUUACCCAUGCCGAAACAAUUUAUUUUUUGCGAAGUAACAAAACUGUUAAUAACAUUCCUACAUUACAAACCUGCUACGUCAACAUUUUGCGUGUCGAAGUAACAAGAAUUUAUCCAACAAAGUGGUAAAGCUGUCGCGAAAAGCUUCAAAAUAUGCUUAAAAAUAAAACAAACAAGCCCUGGCUAGUACCUACAAGCUAGCCAUUUAAUAUUAAAUAUGUAUGCCUCAUGCAAGCAUUCUUGCUGCUACAGGUCAUUCUAUAAUCAUGUCAAUUUCCGCGCACAGAUACGACACAACCACUUCGGGAAAUGAAAAUGAAAUCAAUUCAUGUACACAAAAUAUUAAUUAGAUCUAUUAGAGCUUGGAAUCAUCCUGCCCUUACUCCCUCCACUUGGGAGCUUACAACCGACGCUGCCCAAUGUUUGAAUAGGUACUUAAAUUGUGGAUAGGAAUCUUAUGAAAUAUCACAUUACCCUCCAUAGGUGUGUACCUGUAACCUUAUACCUAAGUGACAUGUUAAGUAAUUAUCUAUUAUAUUUUCUUCUGUAAGGUUUGUAAUGAACUGCAUUUCUUAAAUCUCAACAUAGAUACAUAAAUGUGCUUUUGUUAUGAUAUGUUAUACAUUUUCUUUGUAAAUAUUUCG